AUGGAAAGGGAAGGAGCGCAAAGGGAGGAAGCCAGACAUAGGGGGGAGAAACCGAAACAGAUCGAGCAUCUCGGGGACUACCCCUAUGGCCUACACUCCGAGGAAGACUCUGAUCCAAAGGAUUUUAGGCAAAUCAGCUGGAUAUACAAAGAUAUAGAUAACAUGCUGAAGGAGGUAAAUGAAAAAUGUAGCAAUUUAAACGAGAGAGGGGCGUCAGGCGUCGGUAUGAAAUUGGAGGCUCUUCCUGGGGAGAGUUACAAUUGGGUGAAAUUAUCCAGCCAAGUCAAUUCAAGCGGAUCAGCCAAACUGUCCAAUUCGAAAUCAUCAAAGCAUGUAACAUCAAGUUAUUCCUCUGGAGGAACAGUCUCCCAAAAUAGCAGCUAUACGUCAGAUGAAAUGGAUAACUUGUCUCUUAGCGAUGAAUUGUCUGUUGAGGAAGAUUCUAUGGGGGAGGAUGGAAAUGGAAGUAGCUCUGUUGUUACCUUGAGCGGGGAUGGAAAUGGAAGUAGCUCUGUUGUUACCUUGAGCGAGGAUGGAAUAGAAAAGAGUGAUAGAACCACCCCCAACAGUAGCAACAGUCCAGAUUCUAGUAACGAUGAGGGAGCUAAUCGAAAGAGUGGCACUGAAGGUAUAUCCAGCAGUACCCGUGAGGAAGACAAUCAUCCAAAUGUAUACUACAAUUGCAUAACCAUAUUUUCACUAAACAGCUAUCUGUACAAUGACAUGUAUAGAUAUAACCCCCACCUGUAUGGCAUUUACGAGACCUGCAGAAAUAACGAAAAGAGGUGUAAAAAAAUUGGGCUACUUUGCUCUCAAUACGACUUAAUAUUUCUCAGAUCUGUCUUUGGGAAAUAUCAAAAAAAUUUAUAUGAUGUGUUGAAAUAUACUCAUAGUGUUUUGCUGGACAAUGUUCCAUCAUCAUAUACCAUUUUAAAUGAAAUUUUAUAUACCCUCCAAAAUUAUGUAAACGGAAAUGGGGGGCUAUUCAUUUGUUGGAGGAAAAAGGUUUUCCACUUGUCCUACUAUGAUUACAUGUUUUUAUCAUCCGAUAUUUUAUUUAAAAGGAAAGUUAUAAAAAUUGUGAAAUUAAUUUUUAAAGGAAAAUACAGUUUGUAUAUUUUACACUGCGAAUUUGAUUUAUACAGUGUUCAGAAUAAGUUGAGCAAUUUAGACGAUCUAGUUGUACUCAUGAAGAAAACGUUAUGGAAAAUUUAUCUCUUCCAGAUAUUUUACAUAAAUAGAAAACUAUUCAAAAAGAGGGAAGGAUCUGCGCAUAACAUGGAGAAAUUGUCUACACAUGAGUAUGUUGACAAAAUGGAGGCAAUAGCAAAAAUGAGCAAAGCGGAGAAGGAACUACACACGAAGGAUGAAGUAGUAGGUUCCUUUUCCAACCUCCCGGAUGACGAAAAAGGAGAUAGUACCCACACUCACAAUGGAAACACAUCGAAUAUGUUGAAGGAAGAUCAAACGGAUAAAUCCAUAACAACCAUGACAUUCAGAAACAGCUCCAUGCUAGUUAUCGGAAGCUUCAACAUAGACGUUAACGAAGACAGGACACUAUAUGACAAGCUUGUAAAUCUAAACGGUCAAGGGAAAAUGAAAGAUUUAUUUUUUCACAAAAAUAUUAAUUAUAAAUUACAGAAAACGUACGAUAUUGUUGAUCGGAAAAACACACUGGUUAGUGGAUUGAAUUACUCAUUUGGAUUGACGGAUAAUAUUUUCCUCGUAGAAUCCUUUUUCAUCAAUUCUAAAGACAUCACAGAACUCGCGUAUUUAUUUAGCCCCUCAGAUGUCAUCUCCGAAAAAAUGAGCAAGUUAAAUAAAUCUCUAAGUAGGUAUAAUUUGGAAGGCUUUUCCCAACUGAUUAACAAAAAUGGAGUGUUCAUAAAAUUUCAAGACCUCUUUAACUACGGAGUUGAUAUAUUGACGCAGAAGAAGGGAAAUGAAUUUAGUGACCACUGGGCUUUAUCUGCACGCAUCCAUUUAAAAAAUCCCACUAAAAGUGUCAACCUCCAUAUAGAAAAACAGCUCCGUAACUUCUUGAUCAACGUUGACAAGUAUUUCGUUUUGGGAAAAAGGUCUUACCACGAACUGUGCGCUGUGGUAACCUCUGCCUUCUCAGGGAAGCAGGACCCCAGUAGGGGCGGUAAAGGUGCAGAGGAUAAAUUUAAAAAAAAGAACCACAAGGAAGAAGCCCAAAUGGACAAGUAUAACUAUACACAACGGUGCAUAAUAUCAAGUGCAAAUAUUAAUUGCAUUCACAAAGUGGAAAAACGACUGUACAACACCCUGUCCAGGUGUUUUGAAUCUGAUUGA
Plasmodium knowlesi strain H is the source of this 2316-nucleotide messenger RNA. RefSeq names its product conserved protein, unknown function. The coding region runs from base 1 to 2316 and encodes 771 amino acids. NCBI's taxonomy places the organism in Eukaryota, Apicomplexa, Aconoidasida, Haemosporida, Plasmodiidae. The record is from RefSeq and is a predicted model, not a curated record. The transcript has a single exon.